AUGGGCAGCAACGUCCGAACCAACAGAAGGAGUGUUUCUGACUGAAGGAAGAGCCGUUCGAGAGGGAGUUCGGAUGGGAAAGGUUAUUGCCAACGCUCCUCCAUAUUCCCGAGAAUUGUCAUCGAGUUUUUGCGGGAGAUAAAGCCACAUAUGCCCAACAGUUGGCCCGCCAAACAGAACAAGCCUGGAGAAGAGACGUAGAAGCGCUAGAGGAUGAAUCAGCCAUGAUGAAGCAGCAAUUCGACCACCGAAAACAAGUACAACAGGCGCAUGUGACCGUCGGAGAUUUGGUGCUCCGACGCGUAGACGCGUAUCGGAAAGGAGAGUAUCACAAGUUCCAAGGUAAGUACUCGGGACCCUUUGUGGUCAGAAAAAUUUGUAGCCCCCAUGCUGUCAUUCAGCAUGCAGAGCGGGGAGCCGAAAUCAGGCUACAUUUAA
Messenger RNA from Bursaphelenchus xylophilus (pine wood nematode), 438 nucleotides. The record is from the annotation of a GenBank genome assembly. NCBI's taxonomy places the organism in Eukaryota, Metazoa, Nematoda, Chromadorea, Rhabditida, Aphelenchoididae.